AUGUACAACGAGAAUACCACGGAUGAAUCAAAAGUGAAACUAUCAAUGUUCAGAAGAAUUUUUGUCAAUAACUACAAUAUUGGUUUCAAAUCACCAGCUACCGACGUGUGUAGCUAUUGCACAAUACUACAACACAAAAUAAAAUCAUUUCCUAUAGGGUCAAAGGAAAGAAAUUACUUCAGUAUGGAAAAAAGAAUUCACAGGAAGAGAGCGAAUGCAUUUUAUCAGCUAAUGAGACAGGACAUAGAUGAUUCUGUCAGCUACUGUUUUGACUUACAACAGAUCCAACCCCUGCCAAAAACACCCGUGCAGGAGGCAUACUAUUUAAGACAAAUCGGAUUUUACAACUUCUGUAUAGUGGAUUUGAAAGGCUUGAACCCAAAAUUUUACUGCUGGUCAGAGGAACAAGCCGGAAAAGGAAGUACAGAAAUAUCAUCUGCUUUGUUACAUUUCCUUAUGAACACUGACUUUCAAUGCAGAAUUUUAAGACUGUUCAGUGAUGGAUGCGUCUCCCAAACCAAGAAUAAUAUUGUAGUUCGCACUAUUAUGUUCUUCAUUAGGACUCAAACUACAUCACCGCUUAAAGAAAUUCAUAUGCACUUUCCAACCCGUGGGCACUCAUUUCUUCCAGCAGACAGGGUGUUUGGCAGAGCCGAAAAAGUGUUGAGAAAUAAGCCGACUAUUAUUGUAAAAGAGGAAUACAUGGAAAUUUACAAAAACCUGGGACAAUUGUACAUACUAGGACAGGACUGGAAACUACCUAAAAAAUAUAAGCAAUAUGAAGAGGAUUUUUUUCAAAGUCAGCGAGGUCCAUGGUAA
Molecule: messenger RNA, 819 nt
Organism: Pieris macdunnoughi
Lineage: Eukaryota; Metazoa; Arthropoda; Insecta; Lepidoptera; Pieridae
Source: the annotation of a GenBank genome assembly